Brassica rapa (field mustard) is the source of this 522-nucleotide messenger RNA. Its product is annotated as jacalin-related lectin 24. The record is from RefSeq and is a predicted model, not a curated record. Lineage: Eukaryota; Viridiplantae; Streptophyta; Magnoliopsida; Brassicales; Brassicaceae.
AUGAUACGGGCAGGUUCAAUUGGUGUUAAAGAUACAAGUGAGCGCAUUGAGUUUGGCGAGGAUGACUUAGAAUUUGACGUGUUUGGUGACGAUGACUUGGAGGAGAAGGGACGCACUAUGAUCUCUCACAUAUACGUUUCUUUUGAUAGCAUCAUUAGAUCUAUUCAGUUUGGCUACACGGAGAAUGAAGCUCUAACCCUGUCUAAAAAGUAUGGCCCCUCCGAAGGAUUCAGCUUUCGAAUUGUGAAACUUAAUCAAGAUGAGUAUGUGACUGGAUUAAGUGGAUCACUAGGAUAUCAUGGAGGAAUCACAAAUUUGAUAUUUCACACAAACCGUGGGAAGCACGGACCGUUUGCGAAUGAUGAUACCAAUCCACGUCGUCCCAAGAUAGAAAUUGAUCCGUCAAUACGCGAUCGACGUGAAUUUGGUGGUUUCUUUGGUUCUUACAGUUCAGGCUGUAUCACAUCGAUUGGUAUUUACGUGAAUCCCAUUCCAAGUUCUCAUGAGCUGCCGAGAGUUUAA